AUGCAGCGCUCCAUCCGCAUGCGAAAGUACUACAAGACCAUUUUUCUCGGUUUAGUGGAUAUUGCUAUGGUAAAUGCUUUCAUCAUUCACAAGAUCGCCCUGCGUCGUCUCAACAAACCCGUUCCCACGCAUGCCGUGUUCAUGCGGCGACUACACCUCGUGACCAAGCCACUUCCUCGAAGCGCACACACGCUCGAGAAGACGGAAGAGAAAAACGGAAACAAGCGCCGCCAGUGGCUCUGGAAGGUCUGCUCAGCGUACGCGGGUCCUGGCGUCCGCAACUUCGAAACGAGCUAUUUUUGCGCGACAUGCUCAAGAGUCAAGAAGGGGCGCGUUACUCUAUGCAAUAAGGCUCGCCGACUAGACCACGGUAGCGCUCUCACCUGCAACGAAGUAUGGCACCAGAGCUAG
Messenger RNA from Phytophthora nicotianae INRA-310, 411 nucleotides. RefSeq lists its product as hypothetical. NCBI's taxonomy places the organism in Eukaryota, Oomycota, Peronosporomycetes, Peronosporales, Peronosporaceae. The record is from RefSeq and is a predicted model, not a curated record. The transcript is spliced from 2 exons. Bases 1 to 411 code for a protein of 136 amino acids.